AUGUGGCGCCUGCCAGUCCUGCUGCUGCUGCUCUGCGCCUCUGUCCUGCUGUCCCCUUCCACGGCUGCCCCAAUCCACGACGACGGAGACUCCCAGGAGAAUUCCUUGGGCUUGCUAAGCCUGAAGAGCCUACUCCAAGGCUUCACCCGACUUUUUCUGAGAGAUGACCUGCUGCGGGGCAUGGACAGCUUCUUCUCGCCUCCCAUGGAUUUCCGGGGCCUCUCCAGGAACUACCACCAAGAGGAGAACCAGGAACGCCGUCUGGGGAAUAGCACCUUCUCCAGCCACCAACAAAUCGACAAGCUGACUAACAACUAUACUGGGGAGGUGCUGAUCUCUGAGAAAGUGGUGGCGUCCAUCCAGCCUGCAGACCGGAACCUGGAGGAUGACUGGAAGGAGCCCAAGGUGAAGAAGGAGGUCCUGCGGCCUGUCCAGAAGGCUGUCAACAGCUUCCCCGUGGAGCCCCGUCCCCGAAUGGUCUUCUGGAUCGUGAAGCUGCCCCAACAUCACUCGCCCUCAGAGGUGUACAAGGUCAACCCCCGGCUCACCGAGAAGCGCCACCGGCUGCAGGCCAUCAGGGAAAGGCUGCGCGAGGGGGCCCAGGACGACUCUCCUGAAAAGGACCCCCAGGAUCCCACACCGCCCAGGCUACCCUCACGCAAGACCCGCUUCCUGUAUGUCUUCAAACCCUCCCAGCAGCUCUAG
Molecule: messenger RNA, 705 nt
Organism: Elephantulus edwardii (Cape elephant shrew)
Lineage: Eukaryota; Metazoa; Chordata; Mammalia; Macroscelidea; Macroscelididae
Gene: DKKL1
Product: dickkopf-like 1
Exons: 4
Coding region: 1-705 (234 amino acids)
Biological process (GO): negative regulation of canonical Wnt signaling pathway
Molecular function (GO): co-receptor binding; receptor antagonist activity
Source: RefSeq, a predicted model, not a curated record